CAGGCCCAGCCCAGCGUCCACAGCAGCCAGAGGCAGCGCCUGCCGCCGCCCGGCAACUUUGGCUUUUUGCCUUCUCGCCCGGGCGCCGCCGCACUACCCUGCCUUCCCUCUGCUCUCGCUUGCGCAGCCACGCCGCCCACAGAACCGUCGAGCCAUGGAUUACAACCCCUACGGCGGCGCCUCUCCCGACCCCUACGGCGGCGGCGGCACCAUCCGCCUGGUAUGCGAUAACUGCAGCAUCGCCGACGACUAUAGCGCCGACGACGCUGAAGACGGCCAGUACACGUGCCGCACGUGCUCUGCCGUGCACGCCACGCAGGCAACUGCCGCCGACCCCCACGACUUCCCCGUCACCGGUAGCAUCUCCGUCCGCCGCGUCGCCACCCAGCCCACCAUUCCCAAUCUCGCCACCCGCACACCCGCGCCCUACCCGAGGACCCCUCACGCCAAGCCCGCCCCCGCCGCGUUCGACGACUUCGUGGAGCCGAGCGAGCCGCGGGACUUCGCGCCCGGCGCCGGGGCGUGGGGCCAGCCCGAGGAUUUGGCGGCGCGGGUGCGCUUGCGCUACGUGAGGGGGCUCCAGGUCAUCCUACAGCGGCAGCUGCAGGUGCUGGUGGAGCAACACCGGGUGGACGCGCUCGUGUGCGGCGUCGCCGGCACCAUCUGGCUGCGCUGGGUUGCUGCAUCCAGGGUGUUCGACGAUAUGUGGGCACGGCAGGUGCUCGCUGACCACGACCAGCGUUCUGGCAGUGGAGAUAACAAUAAACCUGACAGGCGCAAGGUUGAGUUUGCUUUUCUUCGCUCACUGAGGACGUUGCUGCCCAUUUACUCAACACUAGCAGUUUGCUUCUUGGCCUGUCAUAUUGCCCGUCAGGCCAUCUUACCUAGUGACAUUUACAGGUGGGCAGUGGAAUCCAAGCUCCCUUAUCUGGCAGUGUUUACUGAAGUAGACAAGCUCCUUGGGAGCUCACUGCACCUGCAACGCUGCCCUUUGGAUGCAAGGCAGCUGUUCAGGCCGGUGCAAGUUAUUGGAGCAUGGCAGCUAGAAGCUGCUGCUGGAUCCAUAGCACAAAGAAUAUGCUUGAGGCUUCCUUCAGUUAACUUCUAUGCAAUUGCUGAACGUUGCUUGAAGGACUUGUCACUACCUGUAGAUAAAAUCCUUCCCCAUGCGUGCCGAAUUUAUGAGUGGGCAAUGCCUGCAGAACUAUGGCUGUCCAGUAAUCCUGCUAGAGUCCCUACACGGGUUUGUGUGAUGGCUAUAUUACUAGUGACUCUACGAGUUCUGUAUAACAUCAAUGGUCAAGGGAUAUGGGAGAAGAUAUGUGAGGAAAGAAGAAACGCUGGUGGAUCUGAUCCUGAUGCAAAUUCACCAACUUUCAGGAUGCUUGAUGACAGUAACAGCGAGGAGUUUGGCAUGAGAGAACUGUUGUGUGCUAUUGCAGCUGCCUAUGAUAAAAUCAAUGUUGUCCAUGACUACUCAAGUGACCUCUGUUCUUAUCUCAAAUACUGCAAUGAUGUUAUUUUUACUGGGAUUACAUGUUCAACAGAAGAGGAGCAUCUAGUAGAGAUCUUUUGGGAUAUGUACAAGGCCGGAGAGGAUGACAAUCCAAAAGAGCAUGUAAAAUCCCAGUCUCAAGGUAUUGAAGAAAGGGCAUUUACAAAUGGAGUGAACAAGCGCUCCCGGGAUGGAACAUUUAUUGAAGCAAGUUGCAUUUCUUUAUCAUCAGGCCAUGAUGCAGUGCAAAUGCUCAAGUCAGAGAUGCAAGAUCAUGGAUUUCAUUAUAUGCCACCUAGGAAACCAAGGAAAUCAGAUGGUUAUCUUCGUUAUAGGAGGAGGAGACUAAGUGGUGGCUUUGUUUAUGUUGCGCAUGCUGAUUAUUACAUGUUGCUACGAGCUUUUUCAAAGCUCGCAGAAGUUAACGUUCGUAUCAUGCAUAUCAGUGUGUUAAAACUUGAGAGCAGACUCGCGUGUAUUGAGGAUCGAAUUGAAAAAAGCUUGAACACCUUACAGAACCUCUCUGUCAGAGCGAAAGAUGAGCUAAGGCCUGUAUCAGAUUGAAGUACUUGAUGGAGUGCCAUACUCUGCCAACGAAUACAAUGUGAUUUAUGGUCAGUUAGAGUUUACUAUCUGAAUGUGUUUUGAGUACUGAUGGCAUACAAAUGAAGAAACCCUCCAUUCCUUUUUCUGGCAAAGCAUGUAGUCACAUUGUUUAAGUGUGGUUUGAAAGGAUGAUUAGCUGCACACCUCAGCAAACAAAGCUUGUUGUUGUGGCCUGUUGGCUUUGGUAAGCAAGCUGAGCACGCCAAGAACAUGUCAGAUUGUGGGUCUUUGUUUGCUGAAGCAGUCUGUAGGAUUAAGUGAUGAACCAAGACUUUGCCUGUCUUCUUUAGAAUGAACAUAAUUAUGUCAGAGUGCAAAACAUUGCUGUGGUGGAUUUAACAACAGUCCCAGUAGCAAAAACCUCACUGGUUUACAGCAGGGGUGAUAAUUAGGGAUCAGCAAUGGUGAGGUACCGAGGACAAUUUACCUGUCCGUGUUGGAUGUGGUUUCUUGUACCUGUUAUCUUGUCUGUUGAAGAAGUGAUAUCUGUUUCUGGGCAAAGCUGAUGAUUUCUUUUU
Setaria italica (foxtail millet) is the source of this 2619-nucleotide messenger RNA. RefSeq names its product TATA box-binding protein-associated factor RNA polymerase I subunit B. The coding region runs from base 155 to 2059 and encodes 634 amino acids. Gene Ontology annotation, biological process: RNA polymerase I preinitiation complex assembly; nucleolar large rRNA transcription by RNA polymerase I. Gene Ontology annotation, cellular component: RNA polymerase transcription factor SL1 complex; RNA polymerase I core factor complex. Gene Ontology annotation, molecular function: RNA polymerase I core promoter sequence-specific DNA binding. The transcript has 6 exons. NCBI's taxonomy places the organism in Eukaryota, Viridiplantae, Streptophyta, Magnoliopsida, Poales, Poaceae. The record is from RefSeq and is a predicted model, not a curated record.